This is a messenger RNA of Echinococcus granulosus, 7581 nucleotides long. RefSeq names its product Proteasome-associated protein ECM29. Gene Ontology annotation, molecular function: molecular adaptor activity; RNA polymerase II complex binding. Gene Ontology annotation, biological process: mRNA 3'-end processing; proteasome assembly. Bases 1 to 7581 code for a protein of 2526 amino acids. Gene Ontology annotation, cellular component: RNA polymerase II, holoenzyme. The record is from RefSeq and is a predicted model, not a curated record. Lineage: Eukaryota; Metazoa; Platyhelminthes; Cestoda; Cyclophyllidea; Taeniidae. The transcript has 32 exons.
AUGGGUUCGGUCGAUGAGUCAUAUGGCUUACAAUCAAGUGGCUACGUUGGAAGUAUGGAAUGUGCACGUGCCGGUACCGAUAUUGAGCGUCUUGCAUUGAGGAUUAGCCUUGCGGAUAUAGACGAACAAUUUGAAAAAGUAAUACAGAAGUCGUUGGUGUUCAUCUUACGAUAUUUGGCUAAGUAUGAUGACCAUCGGAGGAAGCUCUUGGAACUUUUGGGUGAUGUCACCCGCCGCCUAAAACGGCGUCCCAGUAUACAACUUCCCGUACACGAACUAUUCGUCGCCUACAAUGAUCCAGAAAAUUCAACCUAUCUCACCAAUUUCUCUCACAUGUACAUCCGUUUGGGUUAUCCUCGUAUGCCAGUUACUGAACAGAUUUGCCUUCUUCCGGUUUUAUUUGCAUCGUUGACGGAUAACAAGCCUAUAGUCCAACGAGAUGUUCUCCUGCACUUGACGCUUCCCAUUAUCGGGGGUGUUCCUGCUGACGCGCGUAAUAGGUUAGAAUUGGAACUCCACGAACUGCCUAUGCAACGACGAUUCAUUAAUGAAUUUUAUUCAUUGGUUUUACUAUUACCUUAUACUUUCGAGCGUCACAUCCGCUUCGACACCCCUGCAGUCGCUAUUCCAGAAGGAUUUAAUGCUUAUGACUACAGUCGAGUCGCUCAUGAGCGCUUCUCCGCCAUUCACAGUUCGUUCAUUCGCUUCCUAAUCUCUUUAAUACUUGAUUUUAAUUUUGUCAUUAUACAAUAUUUCUUUUCGUUCUUUAAGUACAAGGUCGCUAUUGUGCAGUUUUACAGUCGCGGUUUUUUUCCAACGGAUGAAAGUAUUGUUCCUCUUCUCUUUGCUGACGCAGAUUCACGACACUCAGUUGUUUCUGCCGCAAACAAGGAAGUUAGGAUGCUGAGCGUCCUUGUAGAUUGGGAAAACGAGGCUCUCCUCUCUCGGAUUUUCGACUGGUACCUUGGGCGACGUCGCGAGUUCGACCCAAAGGGUCUCUCUGAUCCUCGUCAGCCCUUGAGCGCAGGUGUUCGAAUUAAACUUGGACACUUUUUACUUCGGUCCCGAAUUACGCUAACGGGUAUCCUCGCGCCGGACUUAAUAGAAGCCGCGGUGCUCAGUUUGAAAGGCGUGACAAGUUGCAAGGAACCGAUAAAGCCUCUAUCGGCCGCUCCUUCACAGCAGCAGCAACAACAACAACAGCAACAGCAGUCGUCACAACUUCUUUGCCCAACGCACGGGAUGAAGGCGGAGCAGCCCCAACAACAACAGCAGCAGCAAUCCUCGGUGGGCUCCACAUCCGCAUCUGUUCCUGCAGCUCAGUGCACUCAUCGCACGGGACAGAGCGUUCAGCGCCGACUUGCCAAUCACGGUCUUGACUUGCUGGCGCAUUUGCUUGAUAAUGCAACCUCUAUUCCACCGGAUGCGUCUGUUCGUGCUCUGGGGAGCCUCAUUGAAUUUGUUUACGAGGGCACCUCUGACGAACUUGUUCCUGCGAGGGCGCGAGGCUUCGAACUACUAUCCCGCUUUUUGUCUCGCGAGCCCAACUAUCUCCUCAAGGAUCCAUCACAACUCCCUCGACUUUUUGACGACAUUGCUCCAGACCUAAAAACUGCAGCUGCUCACUGUCUCCGACGCCUUGCCUUUACUUUCCAGGAGGCGCAAAGACAAAAUUACCCAGCUCUAAGAAAUCAACUUGCCAAACUUGAGCGCCUUCUCUUCGAGAACAUGGAGAGGUCGGACCCUGUUAGUCGUUUGGUAGCCGUUCACUUCGCGGGCAUCAUCUAUCCCCCGGAUCACAUUCCGACUCGUUACCUCAUUCUUCAGGCGCUUGGUGAUAAAGACCAAAGGGUGCGAAAUGAGGCUCGCAUGGUAUUCUCCAUUUUCCUCGAUCCCAACAUAGCAAACGACAUCGUGUACGGACGUGUCAAACUGCCAUCUUUUGUGGAAUUCGUAAAUCAUCUACUUUCUCUUGUGCAGGAUACACAGCAUAUCCGGAAGAAUCCUUUCAUCGAUGUGGAACGCCUCAUUCCAGUGGUUCAAUUCAUCCGACUUUGCCUCCUGGCCGUGAAAGGCGGUCUAACUUCAGCGCAGGAGAAGGAGAUGAUCUACGAGACUGAUGACGAGAUUCGCUAUCGCAUCAACCAGAACGUGCGCUACCUCCUCUCGCUGACUGCACCAUCGUCCACGUCGGCGGGACCGUCUGCCAAAGCGGCGGAGGGGUGCAUCAAUAGUGAUGCGUCUGCAACCGCCACGCAUAGCGGGCUGCUACAGCCCAAUCCCGAGCAGGCGCGCCGCAGCAUCGCUACCUACUUCCGCCUCAUUCAUGUGGUCAUCUUCGCGCGUUGCCAGUCGCCUUGGGAUUCUCCCGAAUUUCCCAAUUUCAUGGAGGAGGUUUUGAUAAAUAACACACGAGAGUUGGCUGUCGGUGGGAAAAACAUACUGGAUCAGAUAAAUAACUUGCUAUUAGGUACCUCACGUGGUGCAAACUGUCGCCACGCCUGCGCCUCUAUAUUCUCUGCGGUUACUAUGGAGACGGAGCAACCGGCAGAAGCACUGCAGAUCGCCGUAGGCAUGCUUGAAAAGGUCCCCAAGGGUUCGGUUGUGGUGGAUACAGAGAGUUCACAUAACAUACAGGGCAUGAUGAUGGGAGUGGCGUAUUUGUUGAAGCACCUCCAUGAUAGGCACUGCGCUCCUCCACUCAUUGGCUCCAAUGCCGUCACAAACAACAUUGGAGCGGUCGUCAACGCUACCGGUGGCGGUGGUAAAUCGAAGAAGUCAAAAAAGCAGGAUACGAAGAACAAACAACACAUGCAAACUGGCAUUGCGGAGACAAUCGAAAAAUUCCUAAAAAUUGCUGACGCCUAUCUUAUCCGUCCAACUCUCCUCGUUGAUAAACCACUGGGAGCGAGCAAAGAGAAAUCCAGUCACCACCAGGAGAGAGAAGGGAAGAACGCCACCGGCGGUAUUCGCUACAACAACACUGGCGUAGCCCAGUCUACAGUGACCACUCUUCUCGAAGCUCUGGCCGUCCUUGCUCAGGCCGGUUGUCUCGCCAACCUACCCGCGGGCUCCACUGUCCCAAACAUCGAGUCCUCCGGUGCUCUGCCACCCUGCGGCGAGAGCAAGGCCAGCUUAGUGGCACGUGUUGCGCACUAUCUCACUCUCCCCCCUUCGCCCGUCAUUGGUGCCACUACCGGCACCGGCGCAGCAAACACCUCGGCAACGAGCAGAUCGAGUGAGGAACCGCUGCCUGUAAUGGCAGGGCAUCAGCGCGUGUGGUUCGCUACCCUCCGCGCUCUCGCCUGCCUUUGCACUGGCGAACCGCCGGACAACGUCGAGAAGGGGGACGAGCAGCGUGUGUCCACCCACCCGCAUCUGAUGUUUAUCAUCGAGGCUAUGUCGAAAAUGCAGGAGGUGCGUGAUCCGGCACUGCAGUUGGCGGUGGGUGCAGCAAUGGCAGAUGCGCUUUUGGGUGCAGCCUCCCCGUACAAGGGGCUAUGGUUUGAGCGCACCUACCCACUCCGAGUGCCUCCGAGUGCUUCUGAGGCCGCCGCUCACUCUACUGCUGGUCGCUGGUUGGCCGAGCGCUUUGUUACCCUUCUGACUCACAAGCCUGGCCAGCUGAAGCCGCCACCCGCAAUGCUUGCCGUCUCUCUUUGGGCUUUGGCCAUGGCAAGGCGAUUCGCCCCCCCUCCUGUCGACCUUCUUCCACCCGAGCUUUUCAUCAAUCUCCUCACCGAAAACGAUGAGGCUCUGCAAUGUGUGGCGGCCAGUAUUCUCGGUCUGAUAUACGAUCGAAACGAUGAGGUGGCUCGUCUUUCCCUUGUCAAUAGCUUAAACAAAAUGAUCGCUGAUGGCAAACGACCUAACACCUCAGUAUUCCGCGAGCUCUGCAGUCUGGCACACCAAAUCGGUCGAGAGGAUAUGUCGCUUUCCUUGGUUGUACUGGCAACUACCUCGCCACCACCGAGCAUGAACGCCUCGGUCCUCUUUCAGCCAGUUAAUGCUCUCGAUGGCGCCUCCGUUGGCCCAGCUAACUGCCCUGCGACAGCGGCCGUCACCACGCCGUGGUUGACGCUUUGUGCGGUGGCGUGCGCGGGCCUGGUGCGUCGCCUCGGUCGCUCCCUCGCCCCCGCCCUUCCGCGCCUCGUUCCGCGCGUCUUCAUCCGACGCUACGAUAUGGCACGACCGCGUAUGCGCAACGCCAUGCAGAAGAUAUGGCUGGGUCUUAUCCUCUACGCUACAUCAAACUCUGCCUCUAAUGGAAUGGCUAACUCCAGUGCCACCUCCAAGUCGGACUCUGGUGGCAGCAGUGCUACUGGUCCUGCUGCCUCACCUGCUACGAUUACCACCACAUGGGAAAGUGGUAAUUUGGCCAAUGUCUCGGUCAAUGCACUAGCCUCCGAACUGGUUGAGGCCAAUUUCAACGCCAUCCUCUGUGAGAUCAAAGCUCAACUGGGUUUGACCUCGACCACCAAGUCCAAAUCCCCAACCUCACCUCCGUCGUCCAGCUCGGUCUUAGGUACAAACUUCACCCCGGACCCCAACCUCCGUGACGCAUGCUGCCUGGCCACUGUGGCUCUGACGGAGCACCCCUCGGCCUACAAGCAGUUUGCGGCUCACCUGCCUUCCCUCCUCUCGGGCCUCCUCGCCAUGGUCGAUGCUGAGCAGACGACUGAUGAUGCCGGCGUUGACAGUGGCGUUGGGGCCGCUAGUGAGGCUUCACAACCUUCUCCCGCUGAAAAGGCUGCGUCUGCUAUCCAAAAGGCAAGCUCUGCUUCAUCAGUUAAUCAUUUUAUUAAAACUAGCUACACCAAGUCUUGCUGCGAACAUAUUAGCCGGGCUCAAGACAGUGAAUUGAUGAUCCGAGCCCUCGACGAUCCCUCCUGCCGAGAUGUGGCCACUGGUCUCCUUCCUCGCCUCCUACCCAUCCUCAUUAGUCGCGCUUUGUCGACAGCCGCAGCUUUUUCCUCAGCUGACGCUGCCAAACCGCAGCAUCAACAGCCUCCCAUUACAGAGUCGCGUUCGCUAGCACUGGACCUGCUUCUAGCCGCAGCGCGGGUCGCCAGUCCCGCCUCCCUGAAGAAUGCUCUGCCUCAGCUCACCAUUGCCGGUCUACAGACCAUGGCCUCGCUCACUCCCAACCGGGUCGUCAGUGUUAUGCGACCCUCUACACUCCCCUCCUCUCUACCUCCACAGCAUCCCCACUGGAACUCAAGUUUAGCCUCCUCUUCCAAUACUGCCUCUAGGGAAUUGCAAAUGGCUGAGGUCUUGCGAUUGGGCGUUCGACUGAUUGACGAGAGCUCUCUCUCCCAACUGGUCAUGCCACUGGUGGAGUUGAUCCGUGCCGGUGGCGGAACAGGUGGAGGAAGCAGUGCUGCUGGUGGAUCCCGUGGUACUGGAGCAAAUUCAGUUGCUGCCGUAGCAACAGCCACCUGCAUAUUCCUCUCCCACCUUGCACUUUCUUCCUCCUCAACGCUAAUCACUCAGUCCUCACCCCAAUCCAAAAAGGAGGAGAACGAUGGCGAUGACUCAAAGAAUCGCAUUGUUUCUCCACUCUCCCAACAUACAGGGAAGCUGUUGGCUGCGCUACUGGGCGCUUUACCCAAUGCGGGACGGCAGCUAGAUAAUCUGGGUCGGAAGACGGUGCAGGAGGAGAUGGCCCAAGCUGUGGCUCUCCUGCUGCGGUUUGCAAAGGACACCAGCGUGGCGAAGGUGUUCACUCGCGUGCGCUCCUGGUUUAUGGAGACGGGUGCGAGUGGCCAGUACGCUGAGGGCGUCUCUAGCGGCUCCAGUCAAUGGGCCUGUGUUCGUGUCAUGCACGCCAUUGCGCGCUGCUGUCCCGACCUCCUUUUCGCACACCCUGGUCUCACCCUACCCCUGGUCUUCAUCAACACUCAGUCAGAAGCCGAGGUUCUACAGCUGGCCUCCCUCCCCAAUGGUCCUUCGGGGGUGGAACCACCGAGUGCUUCCCUCACCAACAUGCCUUUCUCGCCCGCCACCGCGCUCCUCGACGACGAUGACGAGGAGGUGAAUGCGCGUCGUGCGCUCUGGAAGGAGACGUGGCGAGAGAUCCUGCCCGUGAGUCAUGCCAAUGCUACAACUGCCUCCGCUGUCGACACCACUACGGCUGGUAUCCAACAGUCACACCUCUGUCCACCUGGCGGCUACUCCGCCACCGGUGUCUGUCCUCUUGCCGAUCUCCUCAAACCGCCCCUUCUCACCACAUUCAUAUCCACCCUCUCAGAGGCGCUCAUCAGAUCACCCUCAUGGUUUGUGCGCAAUCAAGCCGCGCUUGCUUUGCUCUCCGUCUCUGCGGCCAUUGUUUCCCAGUCCAUGUUCCUCCUCACCACUGUUGCCUCUUCCAUGAUGCGUGAUGCUAUGGGCCAGGAUCGGAGUAAUGCAGUGGUUGCUGCUGCUGAUGCUGCAUCCGCCUCUGCCUCUGCUCUCCAGAUCUCAAAGACCCAAACAGCGGGGCUAGGCGUUCAGCAGAGCAGUGCGAGUGAAGUACAACAAGAAAAUGAUAAUGAAGAGGAAGAUGAGGAGGAGGCUGAAGAGGAAGAAGUUGGCGAUGACGAGGAAGAUGAAGAUGAGGAGGACGAGGAUGAGGAAGAAGAGGAAGAGGAUGAGGACGAUGAGGAGGAUGAGCAAGAUGAAGAGGAGAAUGAGGCCGUUUUCCUCAUCUGGUGCGAGUUGGCUCGGGUGCUGACUGCGGCGCUGAAGGAGACAGGGUCUUGGAGUGGCAAAGUCUACCUCCUACGCACUGUCAGGAUGCUCACUCAAACUGCUCUUGAACGCGUCUUCAACCUCGACGACCCCAACAAUGAACUUAUUAAUGAAAUGUGGUCAGUCUUGGUGCGGGAAACGCGCACUGGUCGGUCAGAGCACGCGGGUCCCUCGUACCAGGCGGAGGCCUUUUGGGCACUGGCCAGUUUCGCGGAGAUCUGUGGCCGUGAUGCCACUGGCUUGAUGGAGGUGAAGGAGAAGGACGAUCGCCUGACGCGUCUACUGCGUCUUAUAUUGCCCAACGGCAUUCCUGAUGCCAACGAGCAACAGGCCUCGUCGAAGAAGGGCAAGCAGACGCAAUUCCAGAUCUCGCAGGAGUUGUCUGAGGCCGAGCAGGAGUUGGCCGUUAAAACUGUAGGUGUCAUGUGGCCCCUGCAAACCAAGCAACCCCAUGUUGAUCGGUUCGUUGACACGAUGCAUCACUUGGUCUUCCUCAUGAGCCAGGGUGGUUGGCGUAUCCAAUCUGCUGCCUUAGGAAGUAUACUUGCAAUGUUUGCCAAACUAAGGACAGAGCAAGGUGAGGAACUGGUUAAAAAAGCCUCAGAAGGUGGUGGCAACCCUCUUGAAAAGCUCGGCCUAAAGGAGCUCAUGAAUCGUUUGAAGCGCUGCGCUGAAAAUACGAAGUCAUCGGUCCUGCGGGAGCAUGCCCUUGGAGCUAUCGCAAGCAUGUUGCGUCAUCGAUCAUUCGUGGCUUUGAUUCACAGUCAGUUGGAGGAGUUGGUGCAGUCCUAUGUAAAUUGUGGUACCUCUACUAUGCGCGAUUGGGCGUGUGCGUUGAUGAAGAGUCUGUAG